AUGUUUUCAUUCCUAAAGAAACCAACACCAGAAGAGAUGGUAAAGAAAUGGAAGAGAGAACUAAGAAAAGAAGAUAGAGGAUUGGAUGCACAGAUCAGAGCGAUCGAUCUACAGGAGAAGAAGACCAUUCGAAUGGUGAAAGAGCGUGUUAAAGCCGGUGAUCAAAAGAGUGCAAAGACAUUGGCGAAAGAGAUUGCCGCUGCACGUAAAGCAAAGGAGAGAAUCUACACUGCAAAGGCACAGAUGAAUUCGGUGUCGAUGCAACUCCAACAGAAUCUAUCGAUGGCCAAGGUUGCAGGUCACCUUGCCAAGUCGACCGAAGUAAUGAAGAUGAUGAACAAUCUAAUAAAGCUACCGGAACUCAACAAAGUCAUGAUGGCAAUGGGUCAAGAGAUGAUGAAGGCCGGUAUCAUCGAGGAGAUGAUCAGCGAUGCCUUUGGAAGUCAAGACGAACUCGAAGCAGAGGCCGAACAAGAGGUCGAUAAGAUUCUCGACGAGAUUAUGAUCACCGGACCAAAGGUAUCAGAGGAAUCACUGGAAACUACAACAACUACCACCGAAGAACAACCCGUCAAAGAAGAUGAUGAAAUAUUUAACAGAUUACGUGCAUUAAAGACUGGAUAA
This is a messenger RNA of Heterostelium album PN500, 624 nucleotides long. It is a transcript of the gene vps24, whose product is annotated as SNF7 family protein. The record is from RefSeq and is a predicted model, not a curated record. Gene Ontology annotation, cellular component: ESCRT III complex; multivesicular body. The transcript has a single exon. Gene Ontology annotation, biological process: endosome transport via multivesicular body sorting pathway; protein transport; late endosome to vacuole transport. Lineage: Eukaryota; Evosea; Eumycetozoa; Acytosteliales; Acytosteliaceae. Bases 1 to 624 code for a protein of 207 amino acids.